Alternaria atra is the source of this 2037-nucleotide messenger RNA. RefSeq lists its product as uncharacterized. Bases 1 to 2037 code for a protein of 678 amino acids. The record is from RefSeq and is a predicted model, not a curated record. The transcript is spliced from 2 exons. Gene Ontology annotation, cellular component: fungal-type vacuole. Gene Ontology annotation, molecular function: serine-type carboxypeptidase activity. Lineage: Eukaryota; Fungi; Ascomycota; Dothideomycetes; Pleosporales; Pleosporaceae. Gene Ontology annotation, biological process: proteolysis.
AUGUUCUCGUGCUUCAAGGUUGACAAGCUCGCGAUGCUUCCUACCGUUCGUUCCAUAGCCAUUGCGCUGCUGGUAUCCGCCGUGCCUACGUUGGCUCAAUUUCCAGCGGAACCUGUCGGCUUGAAGGUUUUGGAAUCGCGCUUUGGAGAUGGCGUGAAGAUCACCUACAAAGAGAACUCGCUCUGCGAAACCACACCUGGUGUCAAGUCAUACUCUGGUCAUGUCUAUCUUCCUCCAGGAACCGCAGACUUAGGCCAAGGACAGGACUACCCAAUCAACAGCUUCUUUUGGUUCUUUGAAGCUCGCGAAGAUCCUACAAAUGCGCCACUUACGAUUUGGUUGAACGGAGGCCCUGGGUCGUCUUCUAUGUACGGUAUUCUGGAAGAGAAUGGACCAUGCUAUGCGAACCCAGACUCGAACUCCACACGGCCGGCAGAAUGGAGCUGGAACAGAGCUUCGAACAUGCUCUAUUUCGAUCAGCCGGUGCAGGUUGGCUUCUCUUACGAUACUUUGCAAAACAUCACUCGGGAUCUCGUUACCGGAGAGGUCACGCUUCUCAACGAGACUACACCCGUGCCUGAACAAAACACCACUCUUCUCACUGGAACAUUUCCUAGUCGUGAGGCAAACAACACCGCUUUCGGUAGUGUCAACGGCGCCGUAGCAGCAUGGGAGUUUGCGCAAGCUUGGUUCCAAGAGUUCCCUCACUACCUGCCGAAUGACACCCGCAUCAGUCUCGCAGCUCAGUCAUAUGGCGGACGGUACGGCCCCGCCAUGAUGUCUUUCUGGGAAGAGCAGAACCAGCGCAUCGAGAAUGGUACGCUGGGCGAGGAAGGCUACAUCAUGCAUCUUGAUACCCUGCUUCUCAUCUCAGGAUGUGUCGACCGCUAUGUUCAGUAUCCUUACUAUCCGCAGCAAGCCUUCCGUGGGAACGGAUACGGACUCGAAACUGUCAACGAGACAACAUACAAUGCUAUGGUCGAAUCGGUACCCGAGUGCCUCGAGCGCAUCCAAAACUGUCGUGGUGCCGCUGCGCAAGACGACCCCGAGAAUCUUGGUAUCGAUGCAGUCGUAAAUGAGAUCUGCGAAGACGCUGAAACCUAUUGCCGCGCCAAUAUUGUCUCACCGUACAACCAAUACGCAGGCCGCGACUACUAUGACAUCUCCACUCCAUCACCACCACCUUUCCCACCCCCAUUCCACGAAGGUUACCUGAACCGCGAAUGGGUACAAGCCGAGCUCGGCGUCCCACUAAACUGGACUGGCAACUCACCCCAAGCCUCCGCCGCAUACCGCGACAUCGGCGACUACCCGCGUGACAACUGGCUCGAUGAUCUCGGUUUCUUGCUCGACAACGGCAUCAAAGUCUCGCUCGUCUAUGGAGACUUGGACUUUGCCUGUCCCUGGGGUGGCGGCGACGCUGUGGCUAAGGCUAUCAACUGGACUGGAUCCGCUGGCUACGCAUCGGCGCAAUACGCUGAGAUCCAGACCAACGACUCCUACGUCGGUGGUCUCGUGCGUCAAUACGGCAAUCUGAGUUAUAUCCGUACGUACCAAGCUGGUCACGCGAUUCCAGCGUAUCAGCCUGAAACUGCGUUCAAGAUCUUUUCGCGUGCGCUGUUCAACCUCGAUAUCGCUACUGGUACCGAGUCGACUGCUGGAACGGAAGAAAGCAGCACAUACAUGAGUACCGGUCGCCCGGAUCCUGAUGUGCAGUUCGAUGCUUUCACCAGCGAGAGGCUCACGUACUGUUACACAUGGGAUUUGAGUUCCUGUACCGAGGAUUACGUUGAUGCUGUUCUGGAUGGCUCGGCGGAGAUCUGUCAGUACCUCGUUGUUGAUGCGAACACUACGCAGCUUUUCCCGGAGGUUAUCGCGCAGUGUCGUGCGGGUAGUGGUGGGAAUGCUACAGUACCAGGUGGUAACAGUAGUAGUACACUCCCGGAAUUUGAGGGUACUGCUGCGAAGAUAGGAGCAGGCUCAUGGACUUUGUGGUCAGGCCUCGUGAUGCUGGUUGUGGCGAGCUUGGUGUUCUAG